AUGCGAUGCAGAGCGGAGAUUCGUCCUCUGACAGGGUCUUCCAAGCUGAGAAGGAGUUCGACACAUCCGACAUUCCGACUUCUCGGAAUCGGAAGCCUAGCUAGAAGUAAACCACUGCUAAGAUUCACCACCGUCUUAGCAAAAUGUCGCAAUGUAGCUCCCAGAUCCAUAGUUGGGCGACGACCUGUGGUGAAAGCUAAGCUCGCCGUGGCAUGGUUGCUUAGUCUGGGGAAGUCUUUUUGCCGUUCCAACAUAUUCACUGAGCCCAGCGCAUUGGGCCCUACCGUCUCAGACGUCGGACUGUAUGACGACCGACUGUGUACUUACAACACGAAAACAUUGUCCACAGACGCUGACCUGCAUGCCCUUCUCGGAGCUGCAGAGCGUAUCAAAUUUCACGUGAUUGCUCUGCAAGAGACCAAGUGCAGAAGGAGCGACGUACGUGAAGCCUGUGCACUAAUGCGACCGUGA
Molecule: messenger RNA, 471 nt
Organism: Necator americanus (New World hookworm)
Lineage: Eukaryota; Metazoa; Nematoda; Chromadorea; Rhabditida; Ancylostomatidae
Exons: 2
Coding region: 1-471 (156 amino acids)
Source: RefSeq, a predicted model, not a curated record